CCCAGAUUUCUCUCUUAAAAAUUCUCCCUCCCAUGUGUUCUCAAGAGGGAAGGAAGAAAAGAGGAUACAUGAGUGUUUAUUUAAACACUUGAUCUAUUUCAGGCAUUUUGCAUAUGUUACUUAAUCAUAUGAGGUAGAUAUUGCCCCAUUUUACUUGUAAAGAUAAGAUUCUGAGAGUUUGAGCAGUCUGAAUAAGGUCACUUUACUAAGUGGUGGUGCUGGGAUUUGAAAGUAGACAGUCUGACUUCAGAGAACAACUUUCCAUCCUACCACAUUUGGUCUCCUAUUAAUUUACUAGUGUAAAUUCACUCCUGGCAUGGUGUUUUGCAUAUAGGAGCCUUUAAGUGUGACAUCGAAAUAUCUUGCUUCCUCAUUGUGUUUCUCCAGUACCUGUGACAGGAUUCUCCCUGUCUUAAUCAUACAAGAAUUGAGUAAGUGGGGGCUAGAGCUUCUGCCUCCCAGAUCAGCCGGCUCUGGUUCCACUCAGGUCUAUUGACUCACCAGCUGUCAGGACCUGUACUUUCUACGGGUGAACGGUCAGGGCUCGCUGGUGUGAAUCAGUGAGAUUUAGGGUUAGGGUUAGGGUUACAUACCUGAAAGAAUCAGGUAUGGCUGCUUCCUGUAGUGUGGGUUUCCUGAAUAUAGUUAAGUGAAGGCUGCCAGCCUGACAAAUCUGCCAGGGAUCUUAUAGUAGUUUCCACCACCCUAGGAAGGCUGUUGCACUAUAUUGACAAAAUUUUAGAAUGUUAAAGCUGAAAAGGGAUUAAGAAAUCACCUAAUCUAGUGGUUUCCAAACACUUUUAGUUGUGGAUCCCUUUGUUUAAAAGUGGCUCUUUCUAGAAAUAUAUUUAAGCCGAGGUAAAGAAAAACCUGUAGUGAUACCUCCCCAAAUCAUCUCCUUGUAAACCCCUAACACUGAGGAGCCCAGUUUGAAAAACAUAGUCUAACAGAUGAGGAACCUUAAGUUCAAGUCUAGCGAUGACCAAGGUUGUAGAGCCCACUAAGUUACAAAACCAGUACCAAGACCUUCUGAGGUUCUGGAAUCCCGUGCUUUCCAUGAAGGAGUCCUCUUUACACAGCGUUUCUAAAGGCUACUGUGGACAAAGACUGAACUAGGUGCUACGAGGAUGCCAAAUACGAACAAGACCCAUUUUCACCCAUUCAGGAGCUCACAAGGCUAGUGAAGACCCAGGGACACUGAAAAAAUAACACGCACUUAACUAUGGCUUAUAGUUUCCAAGUUGAUUUCCGAGACUGAGAAGGGCGUCAGCACCUUGGCCAGUUCCGGGGUGCGGGAGCAGUGAGGGUCUGUUCAGGUUGAAAAGUCCGGGCUUCGGGGAGAGAAGGGGCAUGAAGACGCUAGAGGUCGGCCCCAGCUGGGGACUAUGGCAGGCGGGGCACCGAGACCCGGCGCGGUCCACUUGGGAAAGGGGUUGCUCACGGACGGACGGCUGAGUGGUUCUCCACAAGUUAUUUCGCUCAGUCCACUCCCACUCCAGCCUCGGCUGCCCGCGGGGUGGAAAUCCUCGGGGGCAGCCAGGCGGAAGGGGCGGGGCUUGCGGCGGAAGUCCUUCCCGGGUCGGGUCACGUGGGAGGGGCAGGACGCAAACGCAGGAAUCAUGGCACUCUGGCGGGCAUACCAGCGAGCCCUGACCGUUCACCCGUGGAAGGUACAGGUCCUGACAGCUGGGUCCCUGAUGGGCCUGGGUGACACUAUCUCACAGCAGCUGGUGGAGAAGCGAGGUCUGCGGGGACACCAGGCUGGCCGGACCCUGAUCAUGGUCUCCCUGGGCUGUGGCUUUGUGGGCCCUGUAGUAGGAGGCUGGUACAGGGUUUUGGACCGCCUCUUCCCCGGCACCACCAAGGUAGAUGCACUAAAGAAGAUGCUGUUGGAUCAGGGGGGCUUUGCGCCAUGUUUUCUGGGCUGUUUCCUCCCACUGGUAGGAGCACUCAAUGGCCUGUCAGUCCAAGACAACUGGGCCAAGCUACGGCGGGACUAUCCUGACGCCCUUGUCACCAACUACUACCUCUGGCCUGCUGUGCAGUUAGCCAACUUCUACCUGGUCCCCCUUCAUUACAGGUUGGCUGUUGUCCAGUGUGUCGCGGUCAUCUGGAACUCCUACCUGUCGUGGAAGGCCCACUGGCUCUAGGCCGGCCUCACCCCGGUGCCUGCGCGGGCGGCGCUGCAGCUUGACCCCAGCGCGGUCCCACGGCCUCCCUGAGUGGGCACGUCGCUUUUCCUGGGGUUCCGUGGCCACUCAGAACUUAGUGGGCGGAGCGCCUGACUCCUUUUGAAAUCAUUACAACCUUUAUAAUGGUCUCAUCCCACCACAUGGCAGGCGCUCCAUAAGUACGUACGGCCUCGUCCACUGCAGCUCACACCCGUAUCCCCCACUCUUCACAGCUACAUCUGCUCUCUAACCUUCCCAGCCCAGCUGGAGCUCCGGCUCUUUGGGGGCCCCAAACCCUUAUAUGGGGCCUCCGCAGAUCUGUUACGUAUGUAUGUAGUCUGAAACCUGCAGAGCUGAUGUGGAGGGCCCAGCAGAAACCUGUGGGGCAGUCAGAAUUUCUAGAGCCGGAAAGAAGUCUAGAGACAACCAGUCCUGAUCUUCUCCUGCAGAUGAGCACACUGAAGUCCACACAAGUGAGGUGACCUGUCCACACCACUGACCAGUGGCAGAGUGGAAACUGGAACUCAUGUGCUAUAGAUGAAUGUUGGCGUCCCUGCCAGAAUUCAUCUGUUGAAAACCUAAUGCCCACGGUGAUGGCAUUAGGCGGUGGGGGCCUUUGGAGAUGAUUAGGUCAUGAGGGAUUCGUGCCCUUUUAAAACAGCCCCAGACAGAUCCCUCACCCCUCCCACCAUGUGGGGACACAAGGAGAAGGUGCUCUCUAUGAAAGUUAGGGAGCGGCUUCUCACCCGAUACCACAUCUACCAGCGCCAUGGGCUUGGACCUCCUGGCUUCUAGAACUGUGAGAAAUAAAUGUUUGCUGUUUAUAAGA
Molecule: messenger RNA, 3000 nt
Organism: Mirounga angustirostris (Northern elephant seal)
Lineage: Eukaryota; Metazoa; Chordata; Mammalia; Carnivora; Phocidae
Gene: MPV17
Product: mitochondrial inner membrane protein MPV17
Exons: 8
Coding region: 1386-2150 (254 amino acids)
Biological process (GO): cellular response to reactive oxygen species
Cellular component (GO): membrane; mitochondrion; cytoplasm
Source: RefSeq, a predicted model, not a curated record